CAUGCGCAUGUGCCAGGCUUGUGGAGCUCUCUGACGCCUCUGUUAUGAGGCGUGUUUUGCAAAGCUGAUUUUUGCAUGCGGAUUGUGCGGAUAACACGGUUUCCCCACUGACAGCGAAGCGGCAGCACCAGUGCUCCAAGGCGGCUGGUUUCAAAGAGAAUCAACUGCUGUCUGCUAGUGAGCUCACGCUAGCUGACGCAGAAUGUUCCCAGCUGGAAGAUAUUCAUGCCGAGCCCAUAGGUGUAUCAGGGCUUGGAAAAGUGUCCAGACAGAGCACUUUGCCCCUCAGGUGUACACAGCACUACACAGAAGGACAUGUUCGUCAGCAUCGGUACCUCGCAUCACCACACACUACACCGUCCACCCUCGGGAUAAAGAUCAAAGAUGGGAAGGAAUCGAAAUGGAGAGGUUCGCGGAUGAGGCAGAUGUGGUGAUCGUAGGUGGGGGCCCUGCAGGUCUGUCAGCAGCCAUUCGUCUGAAACAGCUAGCCAAGGAGCAGAACAAGGACCUGCGAGUGUGCCUCGUGGAGAAAGCCUCGCAGAUUGGAGCGCACACACUGUCUGGAGCCUGUCUGGAGCCCAGUGCCCUGUUUGAGCUUUUUCCUGACUGGAAAGAACGAGGGGCACCUCUUAACACUCCAGUGACUGAAGAUGUGUUCAGCAUUUUAACAAAGAGUCACAGAAUACCUGUCCCAAUGUUACCAGGUCUGCCUAUGAGGAACCACGGGAACUACAUUGUGAGGCUGGGUAACUUUGUGCGCUGGCUGGGGGAGCAAGCCGAGGAGCUCGGAGUGGAGCUGUACCCAGGUUAUGCUGCUGCUGAGGUUUUAUUUCAUGAAGAUGGAAGUGUUAAAGGAAUUGCAACCAAUGAUGUAGGCAUCGCCAAAGAUGGCUCCCCAAAGGAUGUGUUUGAGCGGGGGAUGGAGCUCCACGCCAAAGUCACUUUAUUUGGAGAGGGCUGUCAUGGUCACUUGGCCAAGCAGCUUUACAAGCAGUUCAACCUACGUGAGAGCUGUGAACCGCAGACCUACGCCAUCGGCCUGAAGGAGCUGUGGAUGAUUGAUGAGAAAAAGUGGAGGCCGGGCAGAGUGGAGCAUUCUGUGGGUUGGCCCCUAAAUAGAAAUACAUAUGGGGGAUCUUUCCUGUAUCACCUGAAUGAAGGAGAACCAUUGGUGGCCUUGGGUUUUGUGGUCGGGCUGGACUACUCCAACCCCUACUUGAGCCCCUUCAGAGAGUUCCAGCGCUGGAAACAUCAUCCGUUUGUGGCUCGUACUCUGGAGGGAGGCAACAGGAUUGCAUAUGGAGCCAGGGCCCUGAACGAGGGAGGAUUACAGUCCAUCCCAAAGCUGACUUUCCCGGGAGGGCUGCUGAUUGGCUGCAGCCCCGGUUUCAUGAACGUACCAAAGAUCAAAGGUACCCACACAGCUAUGAAGAGUGGCAUGCUGGCUGCCGAGGCCAUUUUCCCCAAAGUCACCGCAGAGAGCACGGAUUCACAGACGGCAGGACUUCAUGUACCUGAGUACAGUGAGGUCUUAAAGGGCUCCUGGGUGUGGAAGGAGUUGCACUCAGUGAGGAACAUCCGGCCGUCCUUCCACAACUACUUCGGCCUGUACGGUGGGAUGAUCUACACCGGGGUUUUCUACUGGAUGUUGAGGGGAAAAGAGCCGUGGACACUUAAACACUGUGGUAGAGAUGCCGACCAGCUGAAACCGGCUAAGGAUUGUUCUCCAAUAGAGUAUCCCAAGCCUGACAACAAAAUAAGCUUUGACCUGCUCUCCUCGGUGGCCCUGAGUGGCACCAACCAUGAAGGGGAUCAGCCCCCGCAUCUCACGCUAAAGGACGACAGCAUCCCCGUGAGCCAGAACCUGGCCUUGUACGACGGGCCGGAGCAGCGCUUCUGCCCAGCAGGUGUCUACGAAUACGUUCCUCUUGAAACCGGAGAUGGGAUGAGAUUGCAGAUAAACGCUCAGAACUGUGUCCACUGUAAGACCUGUGACAUCAAGGACCCAAGCCAGAACAUUAACUGGGUUGUGCCCGAGGGAGGCGGAGGACCAGCCUACAAUGGAAUGUGAACAGAGUUUAGUUUUUUAGUCUUUUCGUGCUCAGAGAUUACUGUAAUGUACAGUGACACAUUUAAGGUUGCAGUACUGACCAGCCAUUGGUAUUUGUGCCUAAAUAUGGAACUGAAAACGGUCGUGUAGCUGUCUGAGGGUAUGAAGUAAUAUCCAAUUAGGAUAUCAGGAGAAAUGGCAUUAAAUUAUACAGUAGGUAUUAAGUUUAAAUGUGGCCCAUGGGUGAUUAAACCCAUUUAGUAAAACAGGACCAGAUAAAAAUGAAGUUGAGAGCAGUUGUUAGAACUGAUACUGCUGUAACAUUCACAGUAAGGCACCAGAAACUGUUCACAAGGGUUUAACAGUUGUGUAAUGACAGUAUUGUAAAUACUACUAGAUAUUACAGUAAAGAACACUUCAUUUGUUCUUAUGGAUUUAUUAACCUCUGAAAAAUGACAACAAAAUGAAUGCACAGUUUGCCCAAGGGCACCGUAUCAAAAUGAUCACAUGGAAUUAAACUCUUCUUUGAACUUG
Messenger RNA from Betta splendens (Siamese fighting fish), 2584 nucleotides. RefSeq names its product electron transfer flavoprotein dehydrogenase (gene etfdh). The record is from RefSeq and is a predicted model, not a curated record. Gene Ontology annotation, cellular component: mitochondrial inner membrane. The transcript has 13 exons. Gene Ontology annotation, molecular function: iron-sulfur cluster binding; electron-transferring-flavoprotein dehydrogenase activity. Gene Ontology annotation, biological process: electron transport chain. Lineage: Eukaryota; Metazoa; Chordata; Actinopteri; Anabantiformes; Osphronemidae. The coding region runs from base 203 to 2071 and encodes 622 amino acids.